AUGUAUGAUUUCGAAGGUUAUAAAAGAUUAAUUGUAAAGAUUGCCUUCAUUGCAAGUACCAUGACAUUUUGUUUUUCCCUUUUAUUAUAUAUUGUGAUAAGUUUAAUACCACAAAGGCAAAAUGAAAACUAUGCCGAUGUAAACUUAAAUACAGAAGAAGAUAACAUAAUUAUAACAUAUUUAUAUUUAAAAAAAAAAUCCUCCUCAUCAUUUUUAUGUAAAGAAAAGGAAAAUGAGGAGGUCACACAUAAUGAAGAUUUAAUAGAAGACAAUAAAAAUGAAAUAGAAGACAAGGACAACAAUAUAAAAAACAACGACGAUAUUAACAACAGUCUAAAUAAUGAAAAGGAAAACAACAUAAAAAUAAUAAUAAAUUAA
Molecule: messenger RNA, 378 nt
Organism: Plasmodium falciparum 3D7
Lineage: Eukaryota; Apicomplexa; Aconoidasida; Haemosporida; Plasmodiidae
Exons: 1
Coding region: 1-378 (125 amino acids)
Source: RefSeq, a predicted model, not a curated record